AUGACAUCCUCCGGGCCCAAGAUCAUCCUCAUCCUCGGCGCCGGCCCGAACAUCGGGGCUGCCCUGGCCAAAGCCUUCUCUGCAAAGGGGUACCAAGUCGCCAGCGCUUCUCGCACGCCGCCCAAGAACAACGACGGCGCGGCCCUGCAUAUCCCUGUCGACCUGACAAAGCCCGACACGGUCCCGGGCGUCUUUGAGAGGGUCAGGAAGGAGCUGGGCGGCGAGGUGGGCGUCGUGGUCUAUAAUGCCGCUAUGUUCAAGCCAGAUCCUGCCGAUCCUCUCUCCCUCUUCGCUCCAGAAUCCAUCCAGACCUACCAUGACUCACAAUCCGUCAACGCCACUUCCGCCCUGGUCUCCCUUCACGAAGCAGUCAAGUCAUUCCGCAACUUGGCCGCCUCGAAUGAUGCGUCAAAGACAUUCAUCUUCACGGGCAACAUGCUGAACCUCAAGACCUUGAAGGGCAUGUUGAAUUUCGGGCUAGGCAAGACCAGCACCGCGUAUGCCAUCAGGUAUCUUGUAGAGAACAAGAUCUACGCCGCCGAGGGUGUCAGCACUUACACCUCUAUCCCCUUCUUCUUCUUCUUCUUCUUCUUCUUCUUCCUCUUCUCCUUCUCCUCCCUAGGCUCUCUCUCUAUCCUCUCUGAGGCAGCCCUCAAUAAGCGUAGCCAGACUGACCAUUCAUACGCCCCCGAUAAAAGGUUCUACUACGCCGAUGAACGGAAUGCAGACGGUUUACCCGUCGGCAACGCGGUCUCCGGCCCUGCCGCGGCAGAGGAGUACUUGAAACUGGCCGAGCAGGAGGAACAAGGGCCGUGGCUGUACACGUUCGUCAAGGGCGAGGGGUACAAGGACUUUGAGACGCACGGUCGCUUGUAA
This is a messenger RNA of Cladophialophora psammophila CBS 110553, 876 nucleotides long. RefSeq lists its product as uncharacterized. The record is from RefSeq and is a predicted model, not a curated record. The coding region runs from base 1 to 876 and encodes 291 amino acids. Lineage: Eukaryota; Fungi; Ascomycota; Eurotiomycetes; Chaetothyriales; Herpotrichiellaceae. The transcript is spliced from 3 exons.